AUGGUAAACAUCACCAGACCUCAUUCGAAAGCUCCCAGCAUGGCCAACGAAGCUCCCGCUCAGCCCCGUCCACGGCUCCGAGUCAAGAAGCAGCCGCCGCAGAAAAGCAUCGACCAGUUCUGGGACAAGUUUACGACGAAGCAUCCGGGCAAGGUCUUUACCAUCCUCCCCGACAACCUCUAUGCGAAGCGCGCUGCAGCAUAUGCGCCCAAGGGCUCCAUUCCCGGCCAAAAUGCGCUCGCAUCCUACCAAGAGGCCGCCGAUGCCUGCAAGAAGAAGGUCGAGAAGAUCGUCAAAGAGUGCCGACGGCUGAACCAGAAGUACCGCGACCCGCAUUUCGACAUUGAAGCCGAUAUCAAGCGAUCGCAACAGAAUCCAGAUAUCCCACCCGACUGCCUGACUGCGCUGAACGAGGAUACGACCGCGUUCCAGCCCAUGUCGGUCAAGAGAAUUGAGGACAUCUUCGACAAACCCCGUUUCUUCAUCGAAGGCGCGACCGCAAAUGACGUUCGACAAGGCAAUGAUGGCGACUGCUGGUUCAUGUCGGCGCUGGCCACGAUAAGCAAUAAGGAGGGGUUAAUACAGAGGGUCUGCGUCGCGCGCGACGAGCAGGUUGGCGUCUACGGCUUCGUGUUCCACAGAGACGGAGAGUGGAUCUCGGAAGUCAUCGACGAUAAGCUGUACCUGAUCAAGGAGGACUUUGACGAAGCCACGCUCGGGCGACACCAGUGGCUAGAGCUACAGAACCGGAAAAGCCCGGAGGAGGAAUACCGCACGGUGAUGCAGACAGGGUCCAGGGCGCUCUACUUUGCACAGUGCAGCGACCCGAAUGAGACCUGGCUGCCACUAUUGGAGAAAGCCUACGCCAAGGCGCAUGGCGAUUACUCCGCUAUUGAUGGAGGCUUCGUCGGUGAGGGUAUCGAGGACCUCACUGGCGGUGUCACAUCGGAGGUCUUUGCGACAGACAUUCUCGACAAGGAGAAAUUCUGGCGCGAAGAGCUCCUCAACGUCAACAAGACGUUCCUUUUCGGAUGCGGCCAGAUGGGCGGCAUCUACGGCCAACGGAAGGGCAUUCAAGAGAAGCAUGCCUAUUCUAUCAUGGAAGCCCGUGAGAUCGAUGGCCAGCGCUUGCUCAAGCUCCGCAAUCCUUGGGGUCGGACCGAAUGGACGGGCCGUUGGAGUGAUGGCUCUGAAGAAUGGACUGCCGAAUGGAUGCAGAAACUCAACCACAAAUUCGGCGACGACGGUGUCUUCUGGAUCUCGUACCGCGAUCUCCUACGACAUUAUCAGCACUUCGACAGGACAAGGCUGUUCGGACCCGAGUGGACCGUCUCCCAGCAAUGGACCAGCGUGAACGUACCAUGGUCGGUUGAUUAUCUGGAUACGAAGUUUAAAAUCCACCUUUCCAAGCCUAGCCCUGUUGUCAUCGUCUUAAGUCAGCUAGACGAUCGCUACUUCCUCGGCCUGGAAGGGCAGUACGAGUUCCAGCUACAAUUCCGCCUCCACAAGGACGACGAGGAGGAGUACAUCGUUCGUAGCAACACCGCCUACUUCAUGAAGCGUUCCGUCUCCACCGAGCUCGAUCUUGAGGCAGGCAAUUACACCGUCCUUUUAAAGAUCAAGGCAAUCAGGCUGCCCAAUCCUACACCAGAAGAGGUCAUUCGCGCGACGUGCACCAAACGACGCGAGAAACUGCUCUCAAUCGGACUCUCGUAUGACCUCGCUCAUGCGAAGGGACAGUUCCGAGCGCAACAGAAGGAAAAGGAACGCCGCGAGCGCGAGCAGAAGAUCGAGCGCAAGAAAGCCGAAAUGAAACACUCCCAUGAGCAGCGACAGAAACUUCGUCGGAAGGCCAAGCUCCGCGAGGAGAGGAAGAAGGACAAGCGUUCCCACAAGAAGCCGAGGAGUGGCGAUCUCAGGGAAGUCCAGAAGAAACUAGAAGACCUCACCGGCCUCGGCAUCAACGUUGAAGAAGAGGCUCGCCACGCCUCUGGCGACGAAGAAGGCAAGCCGAUGCACCCAUCCGUAGCCAGGCACCAGAGGGCAGCGAGCACCGGAGCGGUCGAAGGUGGCGAACGCUCUUCAAGCCCGAGCGGUGGUUUUGGUGGCAGAGGCGGCUACCAGCGAGGACGAGAUGGUUACAACGCCGGCCCAGUCCAAGGCCCAGUCCAAGGCCGUGGCGGAUACAACCGCGAUGCUGGUCAAGGAUUGAGUAUGGCUGAGGCUCUUGGUCUUCAACAACAGCGGUCCUCUAGCCCGAGCAGUGGCUUUGGUGGAAAGGGAGGUUAUCAAGGACGUGGUGGUUACAACGCUGAGGCGUUCCAAGGUCGCGGCGGCUACCAAGCCGACGGGUUCCAAGGACGCGAUGGAUACAACGGCCGAGAUGGCUACAACGGUCGCGACGGCUACAAUGGACGCGACGGAUAUAAUGGAGGUCGCGAUGGCUACAAUGAGGGCGGCCAAACCGAUUCGCCCGUCCCCACUCCCAUGACCGACGAGUUCCGGCCCGGUACUCCCUCGCAGCGCCCGUACAGCCCGCGACCUGAUCGUCGUCCCACGCAGCCAUCACCUACUCCUUCGCGCCGAGCGACCUUAUCUCCCAUCCCUGGCGUGAGGCCCGGCAUCCAGGUUACCCGCGGCCGCGGCACAAGUGUCUGCUCCCAUCGCGCACGCCACGGUGUCUACUCCGACCUCUCCGACUCUUCUUGGGACUCCGAGCUCGACGGCCCCGACUCAUGCGACACCGACCUGGAAGACUCCGAAGACGAUAUGCCACGCUUCUACGAGCAGCGCGGCCGUGCCCGUUACGAAGAAGAGGAAGAUGAGUUCGAGCGCGAUCCCUGGAACGCUGUGUGUGUUCUCGGUCUCCGUGUCUUCUCCAAGGACACCGAUGUCACGAUCGAGGUGCACAACGGAGAGGGAGAAAGGAAGAAGCCAGAGGGUGAUGAUAGCUCCGUGAUUAGCAUGCCGGUCGCAAGAAAGGAGAAGGAGCUCGACGUCGAUGAUAGCGCGGCGGAUGCUACGAGCCCGUUGAGGACGAGGGGGAAUUUGGAAUCCAUACUUGCGGAGCGGGUGAAGUUGGUAGGAAAUGCGCCGGCGGGGAGGGAGAGGGACCGCCAGGGUACGCUUUCCUAA
Trematosphaeria pertusa is the source of this 3135-nucleotide messenger RNA. Its product is annotated as cysteine proteinase. The transcript has 3 exons. Gene Ontology annotation, molecular function: calcium-dependent cysteine-type endopeptidase activity. Gene Ontology annotation, cellular component: cytoplasm. The coding region runs from base 1 to 3135 and encodes 1044 amino acids. Lineage: Eukaryota; Fungi; Ascomycota; Dothideomycetes; Pleosporales; Trematosphaeriaceae. Gene Ontology annotation, biological process: proteolysis. The record is from RefSeq and is a predicted model, not a curated record.